Messenger RNA from Camelina sativa (false flax), 1499 nucleotides. The record is from RefSeq and is a predicted model, not a curated record. Lineage: Eukaryota; Viridiplantae; Streptophyta; Magnoliopsida; Brassicales; Brassicaceae.
CUCCAACCUCAGACAGUCAAACCUAUUCUCUCCUGCGACAUUAUCGAAGCGCUAAAACGGUCCUUUUUCGAGUUCUGUACUCCUGUUCAGGCCGAGAUGAUCCCUUUACUCUGCAGCAACAAGGAUGUUGUCGUCGACGCUCCACCGGUUCUGGGAAAACCCUAGAUUUCCUCGUCCCACUCGUCGAACUCAUCCGUGGAUCCCCCUCCUAUACUCCUAUCCUCCCAAGCCUCACCAGAAAGGCGAAAGCUGACAUGAAGACUAUUGAAGCAGAAGGAGCCAAUCUCUUGAUUGGCACACCUGGAGAAAGAAUAUGUAGGGUUUAUGCACAUAAGAAGAACCCUCUUCAAGAAAGAAGAUGCUCUGAGAACGCAUCCGAUGUCAUCCCGAUGGUAAGAAAACACUUGCAUGCCGCUACAAUGUAUUUGCUACAAUGUAUUCAGAUACGUGCAGCUGCCAUGAAGGACCAAGCAGUGUGGUUAAAGGGAAAAAAGGCAUUUUGUUUCUUGAAUUAUUUUGUCAAAGCUCGGAAGGAGCAUCACUGCUUUAACAUUCUCAGAUGGCAGGAACUUGAAAUCGGAAAGCUAGCCAUGGGAUAUGGCCUCUUUCUAAUGAGGGUUUCACACCCGUCGAAGGCGUUACUUUUGACGACAUAAAAUUCAAGGGCAAAACCCGGGAGAAACAAAGACAGCAAAACUUACUUAACAAGGAAAGAGGGAGGACAAGCAGAGAAAAGAGUGAGAGGCAAGAAACACUCCAAAAAGGCUUGUGCUACUAGUGAUUCUAGUAAAGGGUGAAGAAAGUUAACAGGGACGUGGAGACAAGCAAUCCAAACAGCUGAAGAUAGAGAAGAGUUGGAUCGAGACCGCUUUGAAAAAACAAAAGAAAGGGUUGAUUACAGAAGAUGAAUAUACAAAACUCACAGGAUUUCAUUAGAGCAGAGAUAGGGUGGUGGGAUAAGGGUAAUAGUUUAGUUGCAUGUUUUGAAAAUAAAAUGCUACAAUAAUAACUUUAAAAAUCAAAUAAUUGAAUAAAAAAUAAAAAAUAUUAAACUAUCUUAAUAAUUGUUGAACUAGUAUCUCUACUAACUCGGGGGAUGAUAUUUAGGAAGGGCGAAACAAAUGACUUUUAUUAAGAUAGUCAAAGAUCGUCGAAUUACAAUAUAACCGUUAUGAGCCGAUCGGCAAAUUACAGAGAAUUGUACUCUCAAAAUGACUAACUGAACUAUAGCUUAGAAUCGGAUUUAUUCCUGACUCCUGGCCAAUGUUACUUGAUCCCUUCUGCAAGCCGCUCCCUCGGUAUUUAUAGCUGAUGGGACGCUUCACUUCCCUGCCUCGGGAUCGAUGUGGGAUUGUCUUCAAGUAAAUUCGGUGAUCGUUCUUAUUCGGGCCGUCACUUAUUGGGCUGUCCGUCUCAAUUGGGCCUUCUAGGAGCUUUGUCGGCCCGAUAAGUAGGAGUUAGUCAGUCUACACUCCUGGAUUUUGGGGUGACUGUUUCGA